Molecule: messenger RNA, 1599 nt
Organism: Papaver somniferum (opium poppy)
Lineage: Eukaryota; Viridiplantae; Streptophyta; Magnoliopsida; Ranunculales; Papaveraceae
Product: DNA-directed RNA polymerase III subunit RPC8-like
Exons: 7
Coding region: 580-1266 (228 amino acids)
Biological process (GO): DNA-templated transcription; transcription initiation at RNA polymerase III promoter
Cellular component (GO): RNA polymerase III complex
Source: RefSeq, a predicted model, not a curated record
UCUCUCUCUCUUUUCUUACGGGUGGUUGUGUUAUAUUUGGUUUAUAAUUUAGGUUUGAAUCUGUAAUUUGGUAUUGCUUACCAUUGAGUAUUAACGAUAAUAGUUUAGAAGUAUUUGGUUUGGAAUACUAACUAGGGUUUGGUUUGGAAUACUAACUAGGGUUUCUUGUGGGCUUAUUUAGUCGUUUUUAUUUAUGCAGGUAAGUUGUUUGAUGAAAUACCCUAGUAACUGGUCUUGUAAUCUCCUUUGUAUCAAAUAUUAGUUGUUUGCAGAAAUAUUACUUGUUGCUGGAUGCCUAUAUUGCGGGGUGUGGGCAGACUUUUUGUUGGUAGAAGAAAUAAAAUUUUGAAAAAGAUCAUGCUUUGGGUGAUGAUUUUAACCACGUUCGACUCAGUAUGCUUAGUUAGUAAAAUAGUUUUCCCAGGAACAUUGGUGUCUUUCCUCUCUUGCGCCGGGAGUUAUUUCCUGUUUUGGUUGCAUUUGUAGUUCGCAACAAGAUUAUUAUCAUACCUUGUGAUACUUUGGCAUACAAAUACCCAGUAUCCAUCAAUUUAUAUUUGACUGAAAAGUUGCUUAUGGAUGUCUUCAAUUGUUGCAGAAACUGUGAUUAACAGUAUCCAAAACUAUAGCACUGAGCCUGAAUCGAAGAUAAAAAAAACACCUCAUUCUUGGUUUGAAGAAGGUCCAGUUGAAGAAGUCGAAAUGUUCUUCCUUAGUUUAGUUGAGCAUACCUUGCGUUUACCUCCUCAUCUCCUUAGCCUUCCUCUUCCUGAAGCAAUACGGGGAGAGCUAGAGAAACUAUUCGUGGAUAAGGUAAUCGCACAGUUGGGUUUAUGCAUCUCCGUCUAUGACAUUAAAUCCAUUAAAGGCGGCUUCAUAUUUGCAGGAGAUGGUGCUUCGACCUAUACGGUUGAUUUUAGGCUAAUCAUGUUCCGCCCUUUUGAGGGUGAGAUUCUUUCUGGAAAGGUUGACGCAUCAGAUGCUAAUGGUUUACGAUUGUCUGUAGGGUUUUUUAAAGACAUAUUCGUACCUGUGCAUCUUUUGCCCAACCCAUCCAAGUUUAGUGCAGAUGGAAGAUGGACAUGGAUGUACGGUGAUGUAGAAUUAACUAUAGAACAGGACGACGAGAUUCGUUUCCGAGUUCACAAAAUUGCAUAUCCUCCCAUCCCGCUUGAACAAGAAAAAGAUUCAAAGGCGUUUGCCCCAAUGGUGAUUACCGCGUCAAUCGAUUUUGAUGGUUUGGGUCCGAUUUCAUGGUGGGUGUAGUCUCCAGGGAAUGUAGAGCCGUGGAAGAACUUAGUAGAAACGGGCUGAGAAGGUAAAGAUGAACUGACCUAUAUAAAUAUCAACAUCUAGCAGCAAUGUCCAGUAAAUGUAUAAUGACUAUCCCCUAGUUGGGGACAGAACAAGAGACAAAAUUUUGUUAAUCAAGUCCCUUUAUCUUUCAGAAGAGAGAAAAUGAGAUUGAAUUGAGUAAGCAAAUAUGUUGUCGGUGUCAUAACCUUAAGAGAGAGAGAGAAAGAGAUGCCAAAAUUUAUAUACACGAAAUGUCUUUCUAUGUUUAACGUUUAACUGUAUACAAGUAAAGCAUUAAUCCCA